AUGGAAUUCCAUGAGGAUGCAUUGAUAGAGAUCCUGACCCGAUUACUAGUUAAAUCAUUGAUUCGAUUCACUUGCGUAUGUAAGUAUUGGCUCUCUCUAAACACAUCCCCUGAAUUUACAACCAAACAUUGUGCUACUCGUUCACAAAACCAUAAGGAAUACGAUUGUUUUUUGACCACAUUUCCCGAAGCUUGUUCCAUCUCCAUAUUUUCUUACGACACCUUAGCCUUUCAAACUGCCUUUAAAUAUAGACCUGUUGUGGUUUACCAACCACCCCACUUGGCCCUGAGUAUAUCUCAUCGCAAUGUUAUUACAGAGUGCAAAAUUUACGGCCCUUGUAAUGGUGUCUUCCUCCUCAGAUUAAUGAAAGUUGUUGACUGUAGUUAUGUGCUAUUGCUGUGGAACCCGGCUACUAGAGAAGUUUUUUAAGUUCCCAACCAAAAUAUUAAUGACUUUUGGAAGUCUGGUUUUGGAUUCAACGAUGUAACCAAUGAUUACAAGGUUAUUUCAUUUGAUGCUCGUUUUCUCAAUUCCAGUGUUCUACAAAUACAAUUGCAUUCCCUUGUUGCUAAUUCUUGGAAGCAGGUUGAUACCACCUUGGACAUUGAGCGUGGUAUGGCGAAGGUGUAUGGUAAUCCUUCAUCCUCGAAUGGUCGAAAGCACCAUUUUGUAUUGAGUGAAUAUCACAAAGGUUCUUCUCUUCUCUCUUUCGACGUGGUUGAUGAGGGGUUUUUGUAUCAUGGCUCCCACCAAAGGUACCCUACCUUGUAUAAGUUGGAUAAGGAUAGAGGACGGAUGCGUAUUUGGGUUCUUGAUGGGUAUGGUCCUGCAGGGUCUUGGAACAAACAACAAUCAAUCUUAUUGCCUCAAGUGAUGAGUUCCAGUAUAGAAGAUAUAUUAUAA
This is a messenger RNA of Beta vulgaris subsp. vulgaris (sugar beet), 903 nucleotides long. RefSeq names its product putative F-box protein At5g52610. Gene Ontology annotation, molecular function: protein binding. The record is from RefSeq and is a predicted model, not a curated record. NCBI's taxonomy places the organism in Eukaryota, Viridiplantae, Streptophyta, Magnoliopsida, Caryophyllales, Amaranthaceae. The transcript is spliced from 4 exons.